This is a messenger RNA of Laccaria bicolor S238N-H82, 488 nucleotides long. RefSeq lists its product as uncharacterized. The record is from RefSeq and is a predicted model, not a curated record. Gene Ontology annotation, cellular component: nuclear pore central transport channel. The transcript is spliced from 5 exons. NCBI's taxonomy places the organism in Eukaryota, Fungi, Basidiomycota, Agaricomycetes, Agaricales, Hydnangiaceae. Bases 2 to 379 code for a protein of 125 amino acids. Gene Ontology annotation, biological process: protein import into nucleus.
CAUGGCAGUAGAUCCAAACGCAGUCGCGAAACAAUUUACGGAUUUCUACUACCAGACCUUCUCUUCGGGUCGUCAGAACCUCGGGAGUCUUUAUCGCGAACACUCCAUGCUCACGUUCGAGGGCGCGCCGAUCCAGGGUGACAAGGCCAUCGUUGAAAAAUUGGUGAAUCUGCCCUUUCAGAAGGUUCAACAUAAAGUCACCACCAUCGAUGCUCAACCAUCAUCACCAACUCUGGCGAGUCUACUUGUUAGCGUGACGGGACUGUUGCUCGUUGACGACUCGCCGAACCCUCUGCAAUUCAGCCAGGUUUUCCAACUCAUCCCCGACGGCGCGAGUUACUAUGUGUUCAACGAUAUCUUCCGCCUUAAUUAUGCUUGAUUGUGUUGGCUAGUCAUAGACUGAUUGGAAGGGCUGUAUAGAAAAUGACUCGUUUGUAUUCCUUUGGAUUUCUUACAAUAACAGGACAUGAUCAUUAAUUUUGAAAGUC